Molecule: messenger RNA, 204 nt
Organism: Prunus armeniaca (apricot)
Lineage: Eukaryota; Viridiplantae; Streptophyta; Magnoliopsida; Rosales; Rosaceae
Source: the annotation of a GenBank genome assembly
AUGGCCAUCCGCAAGCACCUCCGCCAAGGCUUGAAAUUCCUUUGUGAUCCCGCCGGAUUUUGGGCAUGCCAAGAACUUGCACAACCACAUCACAAGGAAAGCCACAUGCUUAGUGUAGGAUACGCCAUUGAUGGAAGGAGGGUCAGUGGGAUCUCCGCCAUGGCCAAGAUAUGUCUUCACCCAACUCCCGGAGGUCUUGUUUGA